This is a messenger RNA of Ramularia collo-cygni, 897 nucleotides long. RefSeq lists its product as uncharacterized. NCBI's taxonomy places the organism in Eukaryota, Fungi, Ascomycota, Dothideomycetes, Mycosphaerellales, Mycosphaerellaceae. The record is from RefSeq and is a predicted model, not a curated record. The transcript has a single exon. Bases 1 to 897 code for a protein of 298 amino acids.
AUGGACCAACACAUACUCCAAGAUUGUAAACUUGAUCCCAACACCGCCCUCCUCAAAUACCCAGUCGCAUUUCGCGUCGAAAGCAAAGGCCGACCUCCCAGCGUCUCUGCACCGAUUUACAAUGGACCAACCCUUCGCAGUAUAAUCUGGGGGCCAGCAACUCUAGAAUUUGCGACCAAACACCUCCUCGAAGAUGAAUCCGCCACCCCGUUCGUAUCGGUCCUGUGGAUCUGGGACAGAGCGCUCCAAAGAGCCGAAACUUUAGCAAAUCAAGGAUGCUUCGAUAUCAGAAUAUUCAUCAUUGAUCUCGCACCUUUACACGCGGAUUUUCGGGUGUAUGAUGCAUACAAACUCUCCAAGAGCUUGGGAUUCAAAUCUGUGAAGACGCCCGGGAGACCAUGCACCGACGACCACAAAGGAGAGCUGUUAUUGCACUGUGGGAACAGCGAGCAAUACUGCUCUGUUCUUGCGAGUAUUCCUGCUGGUAUGCCGACGAUAUACUACGAUUCGACAUUAUCUUCUUCCGGGAUUCUCAGAUUACCGGUAGAGUAUUUCGAACAGCUUUCUCAACGUCUCGUAACCAGAUCACGGGGAGGAGUGAGGAAGAGUAUGCUCAUGGGCAUCAUUGAAGACGUCAAAACGACGGAUGAAGAGACGUGGUUGGAUGAAGGUUCCGCGAAGUUGCUGCAGGACGUAUUGGAAGAUGAACUGCUGGAUCAAUGCCAGGCGCUAGGGCGGGACAAGAUGGAAAAAAUCCCUUCAGCGAUCAUAAAGGCGAUGACGAUGGACGUCAGUGAUUACUUGGGCUUGAUGAAGGUAAUCAAGUUGCCGGACACUUAUUUCGUGCCAGAAAAGAAGUUGGGACGGGAGUACAGGCAGUCUUUCAUGUCUUUCUGA